CCCACAAAACCACCUAAACGCAGAUAAUGGCGGGAAAAGGAUUUCCAUUCCGGAGGGAAAAUCUCUUCAACUUCUUCCUUCGCCGACGCGUCUCGCCGGAGAUCUGACGCAUAUCGCUGGGGAUUCUAUACUUAUCUCCGGAGAAUAGAUGGCCGAUAUCGAAACCCUAGGUAUUCUCGAAGAGAUCGAAGCCCUAGUCUCCGAUAAGCUUCAAGUGGUUUCCUACAAGUGGCUGAGUCGUAGUUUUUUGGUGACAUCAAAUGUGGCAAAAAGGUUGCUUCAUGAGUUUGUUGAAAAACAUGGAGGUGGGUUGGAAGUAGUAUAUACUUUGUCUGGCUGGUUGAAGAAUGAUCCUCCAGUUUACCAUAUAAGGCUUGUUUCUGAACCUAAACUUGCAGAAGCAAAACAGGAAUUUGAUGGCCAUUGCUCGGUUCAGGUUUAUAGUGUGCAAGCUUGCAUUCCAAAGGAUCCAGCUGCACUUUGGAAUGCUGAAUUUGUGCAAGCAGAAGAGCUUUUUAAGCAGCCCUUCGCAGUUGAUAAUUGCUUGAGAGAUAACAGGUUCUGUGGAAUUUCCAAUUCUUUUGUCAAGCGCAUUGCUGAGGGAGCACCUGUCAGCAAUGUGGCUUCACAGCCCAAAACUACAGGAUUGCCGGGUCCAUCCAAAAGCAUUUCUGCACCUCAAACCAUAGCUGUUCAACAGCCUCAGGAAAGAAAAGUACAGCAAUCAAGCCCAAAAGUCAGUUUGCAGUCUCCCAGUGUGGUAACAGAUGUCAAAGAUGAAAGUAAUGGCACCAGAGCUCAUGAUCAAGCUAGCAAGCCUCCUGCAGAUAAAGGAAAAGCUCCUCCACCGCCUGCUAAUAAAAAGAAAGGCCAGAAUGAUAAAAGUUCUGGAACUGAAGGCUCAUUGGCAAAUAUGUGGGGGCGUGCAUCUGUAAAGUCAAAGCCCAGUUGUGCCCCAGUGGAUGUUGUUAGCGCAGAAGCUCAAAUUUGUGCUCGUGAAGCUGUAGAAGGUGCGAGCAGUGAUGAAGAUGGUCAAGAUGCCAAUUUUAAGAGAGCCUCCAAUGGUGAUGGUGGUAGAAAGAGGAGAGUUGUUUUUGAUUUCUCAGAUGAAGAAGAGGAGUUUGAAGAUGCAGUCAAUUUGGCAUCACCAGAUCCUCCAAAAGGGAAAUCAUGUAUAGUUUCAAAACAAAGUCCUAAACCUUUGGUUCCUGACAAAAUCAAUUUGAAUUUUGACCAGCAAAAACAAGAUAAACCAAAGGUCAAGGAAGAGAAAUCAUCUAAUAGAGAAUCUAACCUAUCACCAAGGGAAGAUUCUUCAGUUCUCAGCAAAGGCAAGAACAAUGGGAUUUCCUCUUCAGACAAGAUUGCAGGUGGAGUUCCUGAAAUUGAUGUAAAUAAGAAGGAUAAAGUGACAGAUGCUGCUCCGAAUUCUCCUAAAAGAAGGAAAGUGAUGAAAACACGGAUAGAUGAGCGUGGGAGAGAAGUAACCGAGGUAGUCUGGGAGGGUGAGGCAGAGACGAAGAAAGCUGACAGCAAUGAGACAAAGAAAUCUGAAAAUAGUAUAGUCACCAAUGCGGCUAACAGGCCCCCUCCUGCUAAGAAAUCGCCAGCAGUGGGAAACACCGCCCCUUCUAAUGCAACAGGCAAAGCAGGAAGCAAGAAAGCAGGAAAUUCGAAAGAUCCUAAGCAGGGAAAUAUCAUGUCAUUCUUCAAGAGGGUUUGAGGGGAAAAUCUUUGGAACUCAGGCAAGUACCCACUGUCAAAGGAGGCUCCUCUGCAUCUUACUGAAUCUGAAGUUUCUUAAAAUACUAGUUGCUCUUGUAAUUUAGGGUUCUGCUUAGUUUCUUCCAUUUUUGUUUUUUUUUUUUUUUUGCUUUUUUCUUUUAUAUUUGUUAUCUUCGUCAUAGUUGGUCUCCAUCCUGGUUGGUAUUUAAAGCUUGUUAAUGGUCUUAGUAAUUGUAUUUGCCCUUGUUUUUCAUGCCAUUGAUUUGAACG
Molecule: messenger RNA, 1995 nt
Organism: Vitis riparia (riverbank grape)
Lineage: Eukaryota; Viridiplantae; Streptophyta; Magnoliopsida; Vitales; Vitaceae
Product: DNA polymerase delta subunit 3-like
Exons: 8
Coding region: 149-1723 (524 amino acids)
Biological process (GO): nucleotide-excision repair, DNA gap filling; DNA replication; DNA strand elongation involved in DNA replication
Cellular component (GO): delta DNA polymerase complex; nucleus
Molecular function (GO): DNA-directed DNA polymerase activity
Source: RefSeq, a predicted model, not a curated record